Boeremia exigua is the source of this 927-nucleotide messenger RNA. RefSeq lists its product as uncharacterized. The record is from RefSeq and is a predicted model, not a curated record. Bases 1 to 927 code for a protein of 308 amino acids. The transcript is spliced from 2 exons. Lineage: Eukaryota; Fungi; Ascomycota; Dothideomycetes; Pleosporales; Didymellaceae.
AUGACUACGCACCUCACUGAGUCAGCUACCGUCAAGGCGCAGCUUUUGGAGCUUGGUCGUCAAGCGGAUAUUUUGCGUCACCUACCCUCCGACCACGUCGAAUUUGCUCACCAAGAAGAGGUCCCAACAGCAUACCCCAAAGCUAUGCUCUUUGGGAAGACGACAGGAAAGCCCGCGCGGGUGUGGAUCUACUGGAGCAAGAGUUGGCAAAAGCUCAUGUUUCAUUCGUUUUACAAUAAUGAUACGGCUGACGAGUGGUUCACAGCCGAAAGGGUGGUUAAGCUGGCGACUCCAAGCCACCCCUUCCGCUUUGUCACCUGUGAGAGCGACCUGUGUGUGUUAGCUACGUAUUACUUCCUGAGGGCUGGUCUGGGUACUCGGAAAGUACUGCGAUUUCUACCACAUCAGCUGGACGCGUUACUCACAAUGUCGACAAACUUUGCGGAAGAAGGAAACGGAGAUAAAAAAUCGAAGAUCGUCAAACUGCGCGUACAUCUGUCUCCGCACCGCACACACCUGCCAAUAGUUCCUCCACGGCUCAUCACUCCUGUUUCGACUGGCUCCGAUCAGCACUCUGCUUUUCUAAGUUCUCGAGCUGGGUAUGACAUACCGCAAAAAGCUACCAAGAGGGUCCCUGCGAGCAGCACCACUCCACCGUAUAGUCCCCCAAGAGUUUCAAUGAUCAACCGGUACAUCCAGUACACAAGACAAGAAGACGAGAUCGAUAAGAAGCUAGAGAUCAACAAAGCGCGCAUCGAGGAGUUCCAGACCAUUCUUUCGGGACUUUUCAAGGAAGAUGCCAGACUCAGCAAAGCUAAGCUUUCUGUAGGCGAAGUCAAGAGAAAGACUUGGGACAACAUGUCGAAUGAUGAGUCGCGAGAGUUGGGAAUAAGAGAAGUGAGAGCGAAGAGGCGUAAGGCUGGAUGA